Messenger RNA from Capra hircus (goat), 2246 nucleotides. RefSeq names its product solute carrier family 39 member 5 (gene SLC39A5). Gene Ontology annotation, cellular component: membrane. Gene Ontology annotation, biological process: intracellular zinc ion homeostasis; BMP signaling pathway; zinc ion import across plasma membrane. Lineage: Eukaryota; Metazoa; Chordata; Mammalia; Artiodactyla; Bovidae. Bases 502 to 2127 code for a protein of 541 amino acids. The record is from RefSeq and is a predicted model, not a curated record. The transcript has 11 exons. Gene Ontology annotation, molecular function: zinc ion transmembrane transporter activity.
GGGGUGGCAGUUUAGGCAGCGAGAGGCUAAGAUGGUACCGACUGGCUUGGGGGUGUGUGUAAAUUAUUUAGAAGAAAAGGCCAGGCCCAGGCUGUCCUUGGCCAUGUGGCUUUUCCAGGGGCAGAGGGUGGCCCCUCCCUACUCGGGGGCCCAGCUGAGACUGACCUUUGACCCCCACCCCAGAGACCAGUGAACCAUUAACUCCUCUGAUGUGAGUCUUCCCACUCUGGCACCUCCCCUGGCCCCACCCCCAGGCAGGUGGGCUAGGGGCGGGGGCUUGGCCAUCCUGGCUUUCUAUCUGACGUGGCCUCCAGAGAGGGCAGCUAGAGACUGAGCCUGGCUCCCCUCCAUAACUCAGGAACCUUUCAGUGCCCACAGCCAGGCCUCAUGGGGACCUGAGGUGAUGGCUCUCACACCGCCAGUGGGGGGCACAGUCCUCAGGAUGUUCCACCAGGGGGAAUAGAAGCCGGAACCAGAGCCUCUAAGCCUGUCCCCCGAGUAAUGGGGCCCCCAAUGAGUCACCUGCUGGCUGGCCUGUGUGUGUGGGUGGCCUUGGGCCGGGUGGAGGGCUCAGCCCCCUACCUGGGGCCUGCUGAGCAGGAACAGAACCAUUACCUGGCCCAGUUGUUUGGUCUGUAUGGGGAGAAUGGGACGCUGACCGCAGGGGGCCUAGCCAGGCUCCUCCACAGCCUGGGACUAGGCCGAGUUCAGGCCCUUCGCCUGGGACACCACGGGCCUCCUGCUGGUCGGGGUGCAUCCCCAGCUGGAGACAAUUCCACACACAGGCCACAGGACCCCGAGCUGAGUGUGGAUGUCUGGGCAGGGCUGCCUCUGGACCCCUCGGGGUGGGGUGACCUGGCAGAGACAGAGGCCCCAGGACCACCCCAUGGGCCAGGCCCCUCAGGCCUAGGCCUCUUUCACAGACUUCUGCUGCUGGACCAUUCACUGGCUGACCAUCUGAAUGAGGAUUGUCUGAAUGGCUCCCAGCUGCUGGUCAAUUUUGGCUUGAGCCCUGCUGCUCCUCUCACUCCUCGUCAGUUUGCACUGCUGUGUCCAGCCCUGCUUUAUCAGAUUGACAGCCGUGUCUGCAUCGGGGCCCCAGCUCCAACCCCUCCAGGGGAUCUACUAUCUGCCCUGAUUCAUAGCGCCCUGGCAGCCCUGCUGCUCAGCCUGCCUGCGCCCCUCUCCCUGCUGCUGCUGCGGCUCCUGGGACCUCGUCUGCUGCGGCCCCUGCUGGGCUUCCUGGGGGCUGUGGCCGUGGGCACUCUUUGUGGGGAUGCGCUGCUGCACCUGCUGCCGCACGCGCAAGGAGGGCAGCACGGUGGAGCUGGCGGGCGGCCAGAGGAGGACCUGGGCCCGGGACGGUCGGUGCUUGGCGGUCUCUUCCUGCUCUUCAUCCUGGAGAAUGUGCUAGGGCUCUUGCGGCGUCGAGGGCGCAAGCCAAGAUGCUGCGGGCAGAAAAGAAAGGACCUCAGAACUCCAAACCUGGACCUGGAGGAUGGCAGUGGGGUGGCCCUUCAGCCACUGCAGGCAGCUCCAGAGCCAGGGGCUCAGAGACCAAGGGAGCAGGACAGCCAGCCCCCAACAGUCCCAGCCCCUCCUGGGCACCAAGGCCACAGUCACGGGUACGAGGGUGGUGGUGGCACCAACAUCACGUGGAUGGUCCUCCUGGGAGACGGUCUGCACAACCUCACUGAUGGGCUGGCCAUAGGGGCUGCCUUCUCUGAUGGCUUCUCCAGCGGCCUCAGCACCACUGUAGCGGUCUUCUGCCACGAGCUGCCCCACGAACUGGGUGACUUCGCCAUGCUGCUCCAGGCUGGGCUGCCCUUCCGGCAGCUGCUCCUGCUGAGCCUGGUGUCUGGAGUCCUGGGGCUGGGGGGCGCAGCCCUGGGGGUGGGGCUCAGCCUGGGCCCUGUCCCCCUCACUCCCUGGGUGUUUGGGGUCACUGCCGGGGUCUUCCUCUAUGUGGCCCUCGUGGACAUGCUCCCAGCCCUGCUUCGUCCUCCCGAGCCUCUCCCCCCGCUCCACGUGCUGCUGCAGGGGUUGGGGCUGCUGCUAGGGGGUGCCCUCAUGCUCACCAUAGCCCUACUGGAGGAGCAGUUGUGGCCCCUUGUCUCUGAUGACUGAGGGGGGGCUGGUGGAAAGGUGUCCAGGCUGCCCUGCCUUCCCCCCCGGCCAGAGGAAUGGAGGCGGGACACAGGGCCAGUAGGAUCAACAGGAUUUUAAUAAACAGAACCCAUCCCCAA